CACUGAACCAAUAAGACUCUCUCAGAGCAUACACAAACACUGCAAGUCUAAAAGCCAGACUUUGUUUCCAGUCAAGCAUGGAUUUAAUGGAAUUGUUCUUCAUUACUCUUGGGACCGCAGUCAUUGUCUGCUACGGAGUGAAACUUCUGCUUUUCAGUAGGAUGCUUUUUCCCAAAAUUUGGUUUCCACUUCCAAACUAUUUUUUCACUUCCAUGGGAGAGUGGGCAGUGGUGACGGGUGCUUCAGAGGGAAUAGGAAGAGCAUACGCAUUGGCGCUGGCUGAGCAAGGAAUGAACGUUGUCAUCAUGAGCAGGACAAAAGCAGCAUUGGAGCAUGUGGCAAAGGAAAUAGUUGCUACAACAGGGAAAAGAGUAAAAGUGAUAGUAACAGACUUAAUGGAGGACGUCUUCAGUGAAAUUGAGGAUCAGCUUUGGGGCCUAAACAUUGGGAUUUUAGUCAAUAAUGUAGGCAUGCUGCCCAGCUUCAUUCCCUGCAAAUUCCUUGAGUGUGCAGAGCUGGACCAGACAAUAACAAAGGUGAUAAACUGCAAUGUGAAAUCUAUGGCCAAGAUGUGCAAAAUAAUCCUUCCAGGCAUGGAGAACAGGGGAAAAGGGGUAAUCAUAAAUAUUUCAUCAGGAAUUGCCUCCAUUCCGUUCCCCCUCUACACCCUGUAUGCUGCGUCCAAGGUGUUUGUGGAAAGAUUUUCCCAAGGUCUCCAAGCUGAAUACAGAGAUAAAGGGAUUAUAAUACAGACAGUUGCUCCAUUUGGGGUUUCCACUCGAAUGGCAGAUUAUCAAAAGACCAACAUGGUGACUCUGUCACCAGACGACUUUGUGAAGAGAUCCCUGCAGUACCUCAGAGCGGGGGACAAAACAUACGGCAGUGUCUGCCACACAUUUCUGGGCUGGUUACUGCUGUCUAUUCCAUUCAAGAUUCUCUAUGCAGAGUGUGUGCUAGUCAGCCUACAAGACUACGUCAAGAAGCGAACACAAAAGGCAUCUGUGUCUGCGUCGAGUGCAUCUUCAGAAAAGGGGAGGAAAAGAUAACCAGCAAGCAAACAUUUCACCCUUUAAAUCCAAUUAUAUAAUUAUGGAACAGGUGUUGAUACGCCUUUGUGUUCUAUUCCUCAUUUAAAUAUAAUGGUAAAUAUUUUAUCUGAUGAGAAUAAAAUGAUUAUAAAAUGAUUGUGAUUAGCAGCGACUGUACUUUUUGUUUUUAUUUUUGGUGGAUGUUGGAUUUUAAUCCACAGUCAAGAACCUUUAUUAAUGAUGUUAUUUUCCCCAGUCCAUGAUACUAGCAGGGAUUUCUUUAUCGUUGCUUAUUCCAAAUAUGUCUUCACAUGCUCAGUGUCCAGUUACAGUUGCACAAUCGAAUGAGAUGCAAUGCAGCUGUGUAUGCCAUAAGAGGUGUUUAUUAAAAUUAAAUGUUUCA
This is a messenger RNA of Pungitius pungitius (ninespine stickleback), 1431 nucleotides long. It is a transcript of the gene hsd17b3, whose product is annotated as hydroxysteroid (17-beta) dehydrogenase 3. Gene Ontology annotation, molecular function: testosterone dehydrogenase (NADP+) activity. The record is from RefSeq and is a predicted model, not a curated record. Bases 78 to 1046 code for a protein of 322 amino acids. The transcript is spliced from 11 exons. Gene Ontology annotation, cellular component: endoplasmic reticulum. Lineage: Eukaryota; Metazoa; Chordata; Actinopteri; Perciformes; Gasterosteidae.